AUGGAGUCCGUUGCCAGGGCGAUCCAAGCCUUAAGGGAGUCUAUCCCCACCGCGAGGAUCCAUGAGAAGGGAAGUGAAGAGUACGAGAAGGCGAAUUCCAGUUACCUCUCGGGGCUUGAGAGCGACCUCAAGCCCCUGUUCAUCUUCCAGCCCGCCAGCAUUAGGGAGGUCGUCAUCUUUGUCAAUACCAUCAAACCCUUUGCCGACGAGGUGCCCUGCGCCAUCCGUGGUGCUGGACAGCAACCUCUCCCGGGAUGUGCCAAUGUGGACAAUGGCAUUACCCUGGACCUGGCCCUGCUCAACACUAUCACGCUCACCGACGACAAUUCCGUUGUUCAGAUUGGAGCCGGUGCACGCUGGGGCGCAGUCUAUGAAAAGCUGGACGCCCUCGGCCUCAGCGUGACGGGCAGCCGAAGUGCAAUGGGAGGCGUGGGAGGGCUGGCGCUGGCAGGCGGCCUGUCCUUCUUCUCCAGCCGCGAAGGCUUCAUCUGCGAUAACGUCGUCAAUUUCCAAGUCGUCCUCAGCUCGGGCGAGAUUGUCAACGCCAAUGCCACCGAGAACGCCGACCUCUGGGUAGCCCUCCGUGGUGGCGGCAGCAAUUUUGGGAUUGUCACACGCUUCGACUUCCGGACCUUCAAACAAGGACUGCUCUGGGGUGGCAACGUCUUCUACUUUAAGGACAGCUUCCCAGACCAGAUCAAGGCUCUGGUGACCGAGGUUACGAAGCCCGAUGCGACGGACCAGACACACUUGAUGAUCAGCAUUGGCUAUUCAAGCGUCAUGGCAGCCGCUUUCAAGGGUGUUGACAUCAUGUGCAUGAAUCAGUGUUACUACACCGAGGCCGUCGAGAAUCCCCCGGUGCUUGAAACCCUUACGAAGAUUACACCACAAAUUGAUGCUCUCAACUCCAUGUCCUUGAAGUCUGUUGCGGCUGCGGCCUCAGAGCAGCAUAAAGCCGCCCAGACCCAAGUCAGGGCCGCAUACAUCAACAUGGCAGUCAAGGCCGAUGACGCCACCCUGCAAGCAUUCAGCGACAUCUUCACGGCUGCCCUGCCUCCUCUCUUCAGUGUGGCCGGUGGCACCUACACGUUCACCCUGCAGCCCUACCCUGUCUCGCUUCUGGCCAAGUGUGAUGCCAACGGCGGCAAUGUGUUGGGCCUGCACGCCUCUGACGGUCCCAUCGUCUCGGUCUUACUUCUUUCGUACUGGGCAAACAAGACCGAUGACGGAGUCGUGAUUUCCUUCAUGGAAGAAACACUGGGCAAAAUGCGCGACGACGCCGCGGUCAGGGGCACGCUUAUCCCCUACAUCUACCUGAACUACGCCUUCACAGGGCAGAAGGUGUUUGACUCGUACGGGCCUGAAAACAAGGCCAAGCUGCAGGCUGCCAGCAAGAAGUACGAUCCCAUUGGAUUGUUCCAGAAAGGGUUUCCGGGAGGGUUCAAGCUGUUCGACUAA
Canariomyces notabilis is the source of this 1458-nucleotide messenger RNA. RefSeq names its product FAD-binding domain-containing protein. Bases 1 to 1458 code for a protein of 485 amino acids. NCBI's taxonomy places the organism in Eukaryota, Fungi, Ascomycota, Sordariomycetes, Sordariales, Chaetomiaceae. The record is from RefSeq and is a predicted model, not a curated record. The transcript is spliced from 3 exons. Gene Ontology annotation, molecular function: FAD binding.